UCUUUUUGCCAAGAUGUAGGAUUUGUUGUCUAAAUCUUAUCUAAGACCACAUAAAAAGUCUGUGGCAGAGCAGGGACUUGAAGCCAGUUUUCCCAAUUCCUAACGUCUUAGCCACAGGACUGUCCAUGGACCGGAGGUAGUCAGUUGAUUUUUGUCAAGGUCCAGAUUUUUUUAUCAAGUUAUAGUUAAGGUCCAGACUCCAGAGAAGAAAAUAAUAAUAAAAAACCUAUAAUGAUAAGUAAAUAAAAAGAUUUGUGUGUCCAUUCAAAAAUGUCUGCCGGUCUGGAUUUGACCCACAGUCUGCCUAUUGAUUACCCCUGGUCUAUUGUAUGCGCCUUGGUGUAGGGACUAUCUCUCUUCAGGUUAAUAUAAAAAGUUUACGGUGUCACCAACUUUUUCCAUAAAGAUAAAUAUAGUAAAUGCCUGUAUUGUAGCAGGUCAAAAUAUUCACAGAAUUUAUGUGACGCAUGUAAAUAGAAUUUUUUUUAAAUUCUAAGUAACGUUUUUUGGGGCAAUCAGCUUUAAGUGUCAUCCUUUCUUAAUACAAGGGAGGAGGGUCUAAAGUAAAACCUUGUUACUCAAAAUGUAUUUGACUAGUUUGAGCAGUCUAGUUUAAAUUAUUUAAAAUACUUCAUAGUAUACUAAUAAUAGUAUUGUAUUGUAUUUUUGUACAAGAGUAGUAAGUUCUUCGGAAUAGACUGCUCUGCAGUCGUUUGAUAUUACAUAUUGACUGAGAGGCAAGAUUGUGUUUGCGAGUAACUUUGUGCUUGCAAGUAAUCCCAUUGACUUCUCAGGUCUGUAAAGUUUCUUGUGGGAGUUUUCAGGAUUUGGGCUUGCUUUCUUUUGUACUGUGCUUUAUAAGACAUCUCCCUAGCUGACAAUUAACAAAACAUAAGCAUCAUAAAUUCUUCUUCUUAAUUCAAGGUGCAUUCUCCAUGACUGUCAAGUUGCCUUGAGAUUAUAGGCAUUAAGUGCAGUACAAUGUGCCCAAUCCUAGUUUUGGCAUUUAUUUCAGUGGCAGUCAGGAUCAGGCCUAUUCACUAAUAUACCUAACCCUCAUGAGGUGGCAUUAUUCCCGUUUUGCAUAUGGCAAAACUGAAAAAGAGAUGUGAAGUACUUGUCCAACAUCAAUGACAGAACCAGGAAUGGAAUCCAAUUCUCCUGGCUCCAAGUCUAGUAUCCUUUCCACUGAACCAUGCUGCCCCCUAAAUGAAGUAUUUUACAGAUGGGAACCUAAGGCAGAGAGAUUAAGUGACUAGAUGAAGAUGUCAUAGGAUAGUUAUGGCAGAGCUGGGAAAUGAACCCAGAUCCCCUGAGUCCCAAUCCAAUAGCCUAUUCACAGAACUAUUCUGCCUUCUAAAUGGGGCUGUCAGUGUGGCAGAACAGACUCAUCUUCCAGUCAUGCACCUUUAAGAUUUUUCUUUGCAGAAGUAUAAAAGAUAAGGCCAAGAUCAGUUUAAGAAAAUAUGAUGUUGGAAACAAAUUCUCCCAUUUGCCACUAGCCAAAGCAUCUGUUCUUAUGCCUCUAAUGGUUAAAGAUGGAAAGCUGUAUGUGCUAUUUACUGUCAGAUCAAUGAAGUUGAGAAGAUCACCAGGGGAAGUGUGCUUUCCAGGAGGUAAAAGUGAGCCAACAGAUAGAGAUGAAAUAGCCACUGCUCUCCGGGAAGCCAAGGAAGAAGUGGGACUCUGUCCAGAGCAGGUGGAAGUCAUCUGUAGGCUUGUACCUGGAAUUGAUAAAGUAGGUUCGUUGGUAACACCAGUUGUAGGAUUUAUAGAGGACACAUUCCAGGCCAGACCUAAUCCAGAUGAAGUGAGUGAUGUGUUUUUGGUGCCGCUGGAGUACUUUAUCGAUCCAUUAAAGUACAUGACCUUGCCUUAUAAAAGAACAGAUGGUGUUGCAAGUUGGCUGCACAGUUUUGUAUAUGAUGACCCUGAGCGUAAAACAUCACUUAGGAUAUGGGGACUCACUGCGCACUUUGCUGUAUUUCUUGCUCUUGUAAUUUUUGAAAAGAAACCUACAUUUGACAUUCAGUAUGAUCUUGACAACUUAAUUUCAUCCUCUGAGAAGAAUUUCAUGGAGCAGUAUAUGUCGCUAUACGAGGGAAGAAGCAGCAAACUAUGAGCUGUGGGACUGGCACAUAAGUGUAAACAGUUGGUUUAAAUUAUUUUUCAAACUUUACUAUUUGAUUUUCUGAAUCAGAAAUUGUCCCGUUUUAAUGCCUUUAUUGGAUUACAAAAAAUAAAAUGCUGAUAGAUUAAUCAGCCGUAAAUAGA
Molecule: messenger RNA, 2274 nt
Organism: Malaclemys terrapin pileata
Lineage: Eukaryota; Metazoa; Chordata; Testudines; Emydidae
Gene: NUDT7
Product: nudix hydrolase 7
Exons: 4
Coding region: 1361-2122 (253 amino acids)
Biological process (GO): nucleoside diphosphate metabolic process; coenzyme A catabolic process
Molecular function (GO): magnesium ion binding; manganese ion binding; coenzyme A diphosphatase activity
Source: RefSeq, a predicted model, not a curated record